Molecule: messenger RNA, 686 nt
Organism: Conger conger (European conger)
Lineage: Eukaryota; Metazoa; Chordata; Actinopteri; Anguilliformes; Congridae
Product: cystatin-like protein
Exons: 4
Coding region: 55-576 (173 amino acids)
Source: RefSeq, a predicted model, not a curated record
GAAAGAUACUGCAGGGGCCCACAGCAGAGUGACCAGUCCAACACUGAGAGGAAGAUGUGUAGCUCACUGCUCAUCCUGCUGCUCAUCGCUGGAGCUCUGCUGAUCUCUACUGAGGGUCAGCAGGAUUAUCACAGUCUCCCUAGUUUCUACAAAGACACCGUAAACAAGGCAAUUCAACACGGCAAUCAAAAAUCCCUACAGCAUUUGAAUUUUGUGGCCUUCCUUCCUGAUUCAGAGAGACCUGAUCCAUUUUACAUCGAGCUUCACUUGAAAGCCACCAACUGCACAAAAAGCGAAAAGAUCACACAUCGAGAUGACUGCCAGUUCAUGGAGCGAAGGCCACGUAUCAACUGCGCUGUUUGCAAUAACCAAAGGACCGGCCUCUUCAUCCACUGCGCUCCGCAACAGAAAGUAAAGCAGUUUGAAGAAUUUCGGAAAAAUGAGUGCAUUGGACACAAAGUACUAGCUGCUGAACCGACAGCACCCAGACCAGAAAUUUCAGCACCGCCACCAGAAAUAACCCCUCAAGGACCACCCACAGGACCUCCAGGACCUCCUGAACCUCUGAAAGCAUGAUGGCUCUGUGGUGGUUUAAUGUCAUCUGAAAUACUGUGCUACCUUCCCUUUGCCUGAAUGUACUCUACUAGGGCUGCUUGUUUUCAGUCAUUAAAUGCUUUUCACAAUGA